UUAAAAUAUUUACACAGGUGGUACCUUUAUGUUACAGUGGCAACAGCAUUGUGUAAUGUAAUCACUCUUUGUGGCGUUGAAUAUAGAUGACAGAUGAGAACCUCUGGGCGCUAUGACCCAGCAGAUAGCCUAAUCUUCAUGAAAGAGGUUAAAAAAAAAAAAGAAAAAAGAAAAAAAAAGGCUGUGAUCAGUGGCGCUUGUUUGAUGUCAGAGUCUGUAUAAAACCGAGACUUUCGGUUGGCUCUCCAUACAUCCACAAGGGGCCCGAGGAGGCGCAGCUCUGGAGAACUUGUGCCCUACAUGCGGAUUAUCUGUGGCAUCUUCCCAGAUGUUGGAGCAUCAGGACGCACUGCUCAACGUUUUCACAGAAACCCUGUCUGUUCUCAUGUGUUGAGCGCAAUCCCACGUAGGACGUUUCGUUUAUGGCUAAAAGACGGAAAAGUUUCAAGCCCUGCGAUGAAUGGAAAUUUGCGUCCACAUUUUCCCACCUGCGCGUUAAAACCUGCGUUUUUUUAUAUUGACCGGAUGGCACGGAUAUUACGACGUUCGCGGAGGGGAAGGGUCCCUUAGAUAUCAGACAUCAGAGUGUGAAAUGAAACAUGCCAAAAAGUGACCAAAAGUGAUGGAGCUCUCCGGCCAAGUCGAGCCAACUCUGCCGCUGAACACCUCGAACGACAGUUUUGUCACAGGCGCACCAGCUGUGGAUGAGAGCGCAGAAAGCCUCGCCUAUCAGGUCAGCCUGGCUGUGGUUCUCUCCGUUAUCACACUAGCCACCACUUUAUCAAAUGCCUUCGUCAUUGCCAUAAUUUCACAAUCUAAGAAACUGCAAACUCCCGCGAACUUUCUGAUCGCCUCUCUGGCCGUCACCGACCUCCUGGUGUCUAUUUUGGUGAUGCCCAUAUGCGUCCUGUACACGGUGAUCCACACCUGGACCCUCGGCCAGAUCGUCUGCGACAUCUGGCUGUCCUCGGACAUAACGUGUUGCACCGCGUCCAUCCUCCACCUGUGCGUAAUCGCCUUGGAUAGAUACUGGGCCAUCACGGACGCGGUGGAGUACUCGAAAAAGCGCACGACGGGACGCGCGGCCGGGAUGGUGGCCACAGCCUGGGUCAUCGCCAUCUCCAUCUCCCUGCCGCCUCUUUUCUGGAGGCAGGUGAAGGCGGAGGAGCUGACCAGCUGCAGCGUCAACACGGAUCACAUUUUCUACACCAUCUACUCCACUUUCGGGGCUUUCUACAUCCCCACAUUGUUACUGAUUGUCCUCUACGGACGGAUAUACGUGGAAGCUCGGAAGCGCAUCUUGAAGCAGUCCCCCAAGAAAGUGGGGAAGAGACUCACCUCUGCGCACCUGGUCACCAACUCCCCCGGAUCCGUGGCGUCCACAACCUCUAUGCAGUGCGGGAGACACGACACCCCGUCCAGCGACACCGGGUCGUCAACAAGCGAGAACCAGGUGAAAGUCACGGUCUCGGAUGCGCUUUUGGAGAAAAAGCGCAUCUCAGCAGCCAGAGAGAGAAAGGCGACGAAGACUUUGGGGAUAAUCCUCGGCGCUUACAUCGUUUGCUGGCUGCCGUUUUUCAUUUACACCUUGCUGGUGGCCACGUGUGAGACGUGCUUUAACCCCGAGUUGUUUGACUUCUUCACCUGGCUGGGAUAUCUGAAUUCCCUCAUCAACCCGAUCAUAUACACCAUGUCCAACGAGGACUUCAAGAAAGCUUUUCACAAACUUAUGCGCUUCAGAUGCUGCAGGUCGUGAACUGUCCAUUCGGGGUUCAGAAAUAUUUAUUUCUAUGUCUUUAAUUAUUUUUUCUUAAAACGUGUUCAAUAAACGUGACAGUGUUGGGUAAAGACAUGGAAUAUUUGCAGGUGUUUGCACAAAUCCUGACACUUCUGCGCACGGAAAAAAAAAUCAUCUUUUAUUUGGCUCAGUUAAAAAAAAGCAGUUUCAGUAAAAUUCUUCUCCCACAUUCGUAGGAUUAAAUAAAUUGAUAAAAAAAAAUACAUGGCAUAAUGAGGAAAAAUGCAUAAAACCCUUAAGCAUGAUAGCUUGAGCUCAAUUGUGAAUGUGUGUCAUUUAAGAUAAUGAUGGAGUAGAACCACUCACACUCACUGAGUACCUUGAACGUGAACUCAUUUUGAUUGGCAUAUCCAGCUUUGCAGGAGGAGGAAAUGGUUUGUUGAGUGGUUCUCUAUAGAUAGUACAGAAUGCAGAGCACAAGGAGUUAUUCCCAUGGUAUAACUGACCCAAUAAACAGAGUAAGCAGCAGGAUUCAUGUGAACAUCUGUCACGAAUGUAUAAGUCAUUAAUAUAUAUUGGGUGAUCCAACAUGUGUACAAAUAAGAAGUCUUUUUUUUUUUUUACUCAUGGAAAAAUAAACAUAGGUAUAUAUUUUGA
Molecule: messenger RNA, 2395 nt
Organism: Mugil cephalus (flathead mullet)
Lineage: Eukaryota; Metazoa; Chordata; Actinopteri; Mugiliformes; Mugilidae
Gene: htr1b
Product: 5-hydroxytryptamine (serotonin) receptor 1B
Exons: 1
Coding region: 623-1756 (377 amino acids)
Biological process (GO): bone remodeling; adenylate cyclase-activating adrenergic receptor signaling pathway; chemical synaptic transmission
Cellular component (GO): plasma membrane
Molecular function (GO): G protein-coupled serotonin receptor activity
Source: RefSeq, a predicted model, not a curated record